AUGGAUUAUAAUACUGUAGACACCCAUUCUCAACUAACUCAACAUGUAAUUCGAACAAAAAGAAACAUUAAAGGCUGGUAUUUCUAUUGCUUUUCAAGCGAACCAUUCGUAGUGUCUGCUGUGGCAACUUAUAUCCCAUUAUUACUAGAGAAAUUUGCAAGAUUAAAUGGAGUUAAAAUUAAUAAUCAUUCUAUCCCAUGUAUUGAUCCACAUACUCUUUAUAACUUAUCUUCAAAUGAUACAAGUAAAUGUGUAGUACCGAUUUUCAAUGAUCGGAUGUUCAUUGACACUUCAAGUUUCCCAUUAUAUGUCUUUUCAAUAAGUGUUUUAUUCCAGACUGUCCUUGUCAUUACCGUGUCAGGUUUAGUCGAUUUACGUGAUUCACUCAAAUUUAAAAAAUGGACUCUAAUAACAUUCGGAGUCAUUGGAUCAAUAUCAACGAUUUUCAUUUCAAGACUAAAUUCAUCACAAUUAUAUACAUUACCCACCCUAUAUAUAUUGGCAAAUUCAUGUUUCGGUGUCAUUAAUGUCGUGGGUAACUCUUUAUUACCAAGACUCAUUCAUGAUUCCAUUAAAUUCUUACCUCAUUUGAAAAAGGAAGAUACAGAUAAUCAAACUACUAUGAUAAGUGGUCGUGGUGCUAGUCUCGGUUAUUCAAGUGCCUUAGUUGUACAGAUAAUCUCCAUUUUCCUAGUGAAAAAUAUUAGAGACAACAACGCAAAAUUGAUCGCAAGUGCAAACGCAACCUCUACAUCAUUAUCUCAACCGAUUAUAAAUGUUGAUCCUUUGAAAGAUAUUCAAAUACCUGUCUUAUUCGUCGGUAUUUGGUGGUUCUUUUGGCAAUUGCCAAUGAUAUGGUUAUUAUCAGAUUUAACUUUCCUAUCUACAUCUACAUCAUCACAUGUCAAUAGGGAAUCAUCAGCUUCAAACUUAAUUCAAUCACAAUCACAAUCACAAUCACAAUCACCAUCACCAUCGCCAUCACGUCCAUCUCCUUAUUCUACGAAAGAGGAAGAGUUCUCGUUGUCCUACGGUUGGUUGUCCCUUUGGGAAUCUUUUAAACACGCUAGAUUACUUAAAGACGUCAUGAUCUUUCUUUUAGGUUGGUUUAUAAUUAGUGAUUCAAUAACGACAAUCAAUUCUACAGCAAUCCUAUUUUCAAGAACACAGUUAGAUAUGUCCACUUUACAAUUAAUAAUAGUGAGUAUCUUAACUAUGAUAAGCGCAAUGAUAGGCGCAUUUAUGGUCCCACAAUUCUUAUCCAAAAGAUUCCAUUGGUCACCUAAAAAAAUAUUGUUAUUUUUGAUUUUAUGGGCAACUUUCAUCCCGUUCUAUGGUAUCCUUGGAUUCUUCUUUAAUUCCAUUGGUUUAAAGGAAAAAUUCGAAAUGUUUUUAUUAGCCAUUUGGUAUGGUCUUUCAUUAGGUGGAUUAUCUGCCGUGUCAAGAUCGUUAUUCACUUUAAUCAUUCCAAAGGGGAAAGAAUCAACCUUCUUCAGUAUGUUUAGUAUAACUGAUAAGGGUUCCUCCAUUGUGGGACCUUUCUUAAUUGGCUUAGUUACAGACAAGACUCACAAUAUUAGAUAUUCAUUUUAUUUGCUAUUUACAUUAUUGAUUUUAUCUUUACCUAUUAUUAAAUCUUUAAAUUUAGAGAGAGGGAAAAGAGAGGCUCAACAAUUGAGUAAAUUUACUCCUCAUCAUGAACAUAAUGAACGAGUAGAUUAA
Messenger RNA from Naumovozyma dairenensis CBS 421, 1722 nucleotides. It is a transcript of the gene ATG22, whose product is annotated as Atg22p. The coding region runs from base 1 to 1722 and encodes 573 amino acids. The transcript has a single exon. Gene Ontology annotation, molecular function: transmembrane transporter activity. The record is from RefSeq and is a predicted model, not a curated record. Gene Ontology annotation, biological process: amino acid transmembrane export from vacuole. NCBI's taxonomy places the organism in Eukaryota, Fungi, Ascomycota, Saccharomycetes, Saccharomycetales, Saccharomycetaceae.